Gavialis gangeticus (Gharial) is the source of this 3031-nucleotide messenger RNA. RefSeq names its product spexin hormone (gene SPX). Gene Ontology annotation, molecular function: neuropeptide hormone activity. Gene Ontology annotation, biological process: positive regulation of gastro-intestinal system smooth muscle contraction. Gene Ontology annotation, cellular component: cytoplasm. The coding region runs from base 1 to 507 and encodes 168 amino acids. NCBI's taxonomy places the organism in Eukaryota, Metazoa, Chordata, Crocodylia, Gavialidae. The transcript has 5 exons. The record is from RefSeq and is a predicted model, not a curated record.
AUGGUGCCCAUUGUCCCACAGCAUCAACAGGCAGAGACAACGGGUGAGGUAGUACUGCAAGAGAGAGGCUUUGGGAGCAAGGGAGUCUGGAAAACAUCUCAACAUCAGGAGGUGAAGCUGAAGGGAGAGGUUGCCUGGGGAUCUAAAAGACAUUUUCCCCAUGUCCUUCUGGUUGCUUGUCAUGUGCAGGGACUGCGUAGACUGACAGCUUCUGCAAUGGCCCUGUUCCUUGCAGCGUCUCUCAUCUCAUAUUCCUGGAGUGCUCCUCAGGGUCACUUCCAAAGAAGAAACUGGACUCCUCAGGCUAUGCUUUAUUUAAAGGGUGCACAGGGACGUCGUUUUAUUUCUGACGAGAGCCAAAGGAAGGAUUUAUACGACAGACUGCAGCUAGAAACACGCAGCCAAAACUCAAAUCCUGUAUCUCUUUCGGAAGCUGCUGCACUAUUUCUCAGCUCCUUAUGGAAAGCACAAGAAGAAGGUAAAUGCACAUGUUAUUUUAUUCUCUGAGUUUCUAAGGGUUUUUUGAAUACUCAAGUUAGGAAAUUAACAUACAACUGAAAGGAUCUACCUUGGCUGACUGAAAUCACAAGUUAUGCCAUAAAUUAUAUUGUCCUGGAAUUUUAAAUUAGAUUGGAAUAGAUAUCAGAGAACAAAUUAGAUGAUAAAUGUUGGCCCAUUCUGUUAUUUCAUUCACUUUUCUCAUUUUUAUCAGUUAAUUUAGUGGCUGUAAGUCUAGAUUCCUUAUUGUUGUCAUAAUGCUUUCUUCUUUGGAUGCUAGGCACUGUUAUAUUGACUUGCUUUUGCAAUGGCAAACUCCUCCUGUUUCUAUAGUUCAUUGGCAAGAUCCUCACACCUACUCCAACUCCUUUGCCCUAUUCCAAAGGGCAUCAUGAAACAUGUAAAAGCCCCAGCAUAGACACCAAAGAUGAGAGCUGUAAGACUCUCUCUCUACAAACCCCUCCUAAACUCUGAUAUCAGGGUGUUGCUGGGGACAGAAAGCGUGAGUUGCGGAUGGGACGUUGUAGUGUGUAUACAUAAUGUUAUGGAGAUUUUGAGCAGCGCUGUGUUUCAUGGGAAGCCUAGGGAAGACCCACAGAGAAGCCCAGGAUUAGAAAAAGACAGAGGUGUUUUGAAGCUACUGCAGGCUCUGUCUACACUACAGAGUUUAGCUGGCAGAAUUGUGAGGGCACCCACAGAUAGCUCCUUUGAAAUGGAGCCCUGCCUUUCUGCUGCAGAAUUCAACCACCUCUGGUGAGCUGCCUGGCAGCUGACAGGAGCUUCAUGGAAUAUGCCUCCACCUUCUGCUGGGUGCUGUGAUCCCUAUAGCACUCGGUGCCUUCUGAAAGUGCACUUUGCAGUUUGGCAAUAGUUGCAUCUGCAAUGGGGCAGCAUGAAGCUGCCAGAAGUACAUGAGUAUGCAUGUAGUUUGGAGGCUUAGCAGUAGCAUCUGUCUGCUGACAGAACUGCUAACAAAGGCAGUUAAGAGCAGACAAGGCCUUUGCCCCUCUUUUUAUCCCACCUGGGGAGUUUUGUGGUCUUCCUCUUAGUCCUUGUCUUUACUAUGAUGAAAAUAGUGUAUUCUUAUCUCAAGUUAUCUACCCUGAUAUCAAAUACUUGUGAAGGCAAGGCAGUUGAUAGCUCUCAUGAGUGAACAAAGCAAGGUCAGUCUCUGCUUGACUUCCCAACACAUGCAAAAACUUUAAAACUGUGUUGUCUUCACUAGAAUGUUACUGUUUAUCAAGUCAAAUUAAAAACAGCUUCUUCCACAGGGGCAAAAAGGUUUUAGAACUUCUCUACAAAAUCUUAUUUCACCCGUCUUCAGAUGUACAGGACCUAUUCCUACAGUCUACAAUCACCUAAAAAAGUUCUAAUAUUCUGACUAAUAUUAAGGCAAUGUACUCUCUUUGGCCUUGCAGGAUUUGGCUGGAGUAAGAAUGGCCACUUUUAAUUUAAUACAGGACCCUAUGCCUAAUAUAUAGACUGCUGCACCUGCUUAAAGCACUACAUUUUGUCUUAUGGGUUGCUAACUUCAGGGAAAAAACAUAUAAGGUUCAUGACCUGUAAAUGAAAGUCAGUUGCAUCUUCCUGCUUGUUGUUGAGCAUAGUGAAUAAGCAGUGUUAAUCUUCUCACAACAAAAAAGUAUUUGAGAAAUCUGAGCAAAACUGACUGUCCUUAUUGUGUUUGUGAAGCUGAAUCUCUUUACUGCUUCAACUCACUAAGUCUAUUACUUUAAGGGCUGCAUUCAGCAAGAAGCUGAGCUCCCUGGCUCCAGUAUACUUUCAGUGUGUGCUUAUUUUAAAUGUGAAGAAACCCAUUAAAGCUAAAAGGACUACUUGUGUACUUAAAGCUGAGCACAUGUAUAAGUGUUUUGCUGGGCUGAGGCCAGAUUAGUCAAUACUUCACAGAAUGAAGCUAAAAGUAUCUUUUUUCCCAAGAAUAUUGCAAGAUUCUUUUCAACUAUCUUUCUUUUUUCACAAAGAAAAUAGAAAUCUUGUAGGGAAAUUUGCAGUGGGCCACUACCAAGCUUCUGCCUCAGUUAAAUGCUGCAUAUAUUAGUUUCCUUUUGGUACUUUAUACAGGAUUUCUAGCCUAACUGCUUUUCAUUGCAAUGGUCAAUGUACCUGAACAUGGCUCUAGUGGCCAGAGGAAAUGGGUACAGGAACACUGCUGUUUAGGUACUUGAAUAAGCAUAGCAUUGUAAUGAGUACAAGGGGCAUUUCUAUAUCAUUGUACUAUAGUGCUAUAGAAUAUGCAAUGUUGGGAAGUGUGGACAUGCCCAGUUUCCCACCACACAAACUUUGGGUCACAUCCAUCUUGUACAUUGUAACAGAAGCACCACUGGCAUUGGAGCUUUAGAAGUUGAGAAUAUGGGCUCAUGUUUCUCUUUCAUUAUAUCCCUCACACCUUAUUCCCAUCUAAUACUAUUUAAUUAAUCUUUUUUAUAAUCUUGUUUACUAUAGUUUCUAGAAGCUUUCCACACAAAAUAGCCUUGUUUUUCAAAAAAUACUUUCUUCCCACAAAAUUCAUUUU